UCUGAGUGAAGAUGGCGGCGGGUCCCGGAGCGGCUCUCAGCGGUGUCCGCGGCUCCUCCGCCGGCUUCGAGUCCUCGCUCGACCGCAGAUUUCAAGCGGUUUCCAACACGAUGGAGUCCAUCCAGGGAUUAUCCUCAUGGUGCAUCGAGAACAAGAAACAGCACAGCCUCAUCGUGCGCUGCUGGAUGAAGUGGCUGAGGAAAUCGGAUGCCAACCACAGGCUGAAUCUCUUCUACCUCGCCAAUGAUGUCAUUCAGAACUGCAAGAGGAAAAACGCCAUCAUUUACCGCACCGCCUUCGCUGACGUGCUGCCAGACGCCGCCCUGCUGGUCAAGGAUGCUAAAGUCUGCAAGUCAGUGGAGAGGAUCUUCAGUAUUUGGCAGGAGAGGAACGUGUAUCCUGAGGAGCUGAUCUCCGAGCUGAAGACCAAUCUGGUGAAAAAGGAGAAAGUCAAGGAGAAGGAGAAAGUCAAGGAGAAAGAGAAGGAGAAGGUCAAAGAGAAGGAGAAAGAAAAGGGAAAGGAGAAAGUUAAAGAGCAGCCUCCUCCUGCUGCACCGGUCAACUCCAAAACUGCUCUGAAGUCUAAAAUUGUGGCAGAGUUUGUCCCGCAUGAUUUUGUCGAGCGUUUAACAUCAUACAAGCACGCUCAGGAUGAGAGUGAUUUGAGAGAGAAGCAGUUAGCAUCUCUCAGACUGGAUGUCUGCAGCAACGAAGCCCUCAAGAGGUUAAAAGAUAAAGCGGGAGGAAAUAAGUUCUCCAAGGACUUUGAGGAGGGAAGUGUGAAGCUGCAGGAGUUUGUGACGUUCCUGGAGGGCCAGAUGAAGGCGGGACCCCCUCUGCUGGAGGCUCUGGGAAACGCAGACAUCUUUUAUGAGAUUCAGUACAAAGAGGUCAAAAUUGUUGCCAAUGCAUAUAAAGCGUUCGCCAACCGCGUCUGCAGCCUGAAGCGUAAGCUGGACGCUCUGAAGGCGACGCUGCCUCGUCUGGAGGACUCCCCGCUCCCGUCUCCCUCUGCAGACGCCCCGUCCCCAAGCGGAUCAGAGUCACCUUUCCAGAGCAGAACAGCAGACGGAGCUCAGCAGCAGAAGGACAACAUAGAUAUUGAAGACAUGGACCUGUCUGAGGAGGAGGAGGAAACGUCUGCAAACGCUGGAGCUGCUGCUGUUGAUGAGAAGAAAGAGAAGUCCAGUCUUCCAUCCGCAUCUAAGACCACUAAUGCUGCAAUAACUAAAAGCUCCCAGAUCACUGCUGCUAAAACACCCCAGAAUUUAUCCACUUCCACAAAGACCGUGUCUGUGUCCUCAACCAGUCAGACGCCUCCUGUAAACACUACACCCAUAAACACAGCCCCGGCUCCGGCCCCGGCCCCCGCGGUCAGCCCCGCUCCCCUGCAGAUGAACUUGGCCAAUGUUGAUCUGGGCAAAAUUAGCUCCAUUCUGAGCUCGCUGUCCAGCGCAAUGAAGACCACUGGUGCAAGUCCCGUGUCUCGUCCUACUCCUGCCACUCCGACUACACCAUCCACCCAUGCGUCUUCCUCCAAAGCUGCCCCUUCCACCCCUGGCAGCGCUCCCACAUCCAACCCUCUGGCAAACAUUCUGUCCAAAGUCGACUUCUCUCCAGAGAACAUCCUAAACGUUCUUAGCAAAACACAGACUCAUGGCUCCAACCUGCAGGGUUUGUCUUCUCUCCUUUCGUCAGCUCGUUCAGGCACUCUCAGCUCCUCAGACGCGGCUCCAUCUUCAUCCUCUUCUUCUUCAGCCGUUUCCACAACUCCAGCAUCUUCCAGCACAAACACCCCAACCACAUCCAAGGCCCUGAAGCCAACAGGCAACAAUAAGCGGGAGAAAAGCAGAGAGUCGGAGAAGACAAAAGUCAAAGAAAAAGAGCGAGAAAAGAAAGUGAAAGAGGCCCAGAGUGAGACUGUUGCCUUGCCCAGUUUGGAGUCAAAGAUCAACAGUUUCCUCCAAGGCAAUCCAGGGUUCGGUGCUUUAGGACUGGAUCUUGACAGCAGUAGCCCUCUUAUUGUCGGUGGGGAAAACAUGGAUGGCACCCCAGUCCGAGACGAGAGUGGGAGCACGCCAACACAAGAUGAAAUCAUGGACUCUCUCCAUGUCUCCAAUGACCCAGAGCAUAACCUUUCACCUACAGCCUACCACAGUGGAGACCCCUGGGACGCAGUGAUCACUCCUCAAGACACACUUGGAGAAAAGAAAGAUCGGGAUUACCGCACAAUACCACCUUCAAGACUCCCUGCUUUCACCCCAAGUGUGACUAAAUCAGUCAAGGCAAAAACCAAAGAAGAAGUCCCUAAGAGAAAAUCGGCAAGUGUGAACAUUCCAUCAUCAGCGCAGGAUCAGAACAAAAAGCCAAAGAUGGAUGGAGACGGAGCGAAAAGUGCACCCUCCCGCAACCCACCCUUAGGAUCUGAAGACGGGACGAAAGACAAAGAGAAGAAACCUUCGACUGAUAACGGAGAGUACUACCAUCGCAUUGAGACUGUGGUUUCAUCAGCAUCAUCCUCCAACGAAGGAGCGCCGAUUGAAACUCUCGAUUACAGCAACCGCAUUCAGACGGUGGAAGGCAUCCGAUUAGUCGGCCGAGGUCUGAGAAGAGGAAGCAGCGCUAGUUCUAGAGCCAGCAGCACUUGGUAUGAAGAGGAAGAGUUUAUGGAGUCCCAAUCGCCACAUCACGCUCAUGAAAGUCCUGAAGAAUUGGGAUUAGUCCCACCUCUUCCUCCUCCUCCACCCCUUCCCACUCACCUUCCACCCCCUUUACAGUACCCUCCUCCACCACCCUACCCAAACGAAGACCCAACACGCCCCAUUCCUCAACUCCAUCCUCCAUUUUUUCCUCCUCUACUUCCACCGAUCCCCCAAACCCCACCGCCUCCUAGAGACUUCCCCAGCACCACCGUUAUGGUUGGUGGAGUCCUCGUACCGAUAGACCGAGUGUUACCUUACCAACCAGGCAACCUCCGUCCUGAUGGAGUGAAUGCACCCAUUAGAGGAGCCAAACCCCCAUCCCUGCUUGGUGAAGCCCCGCGGCCGGGUACGGUGAAGGAGCAGUUCACAUUGCUCCACUCUCCACCUCUGCACCGUCCCGGCACCCCUGGCGUUCCUCCACCCCUAUUGGGUAGAAUCAGAGAAGGCCCCAAUUGCACGCCUCCAGCCACACCCACAGCUCCACCCCCAUCCACAGAGCCCCGCCCCCUUUUAUCACUUCCCAACCGCCCACUAAUAAACAACCCAAAUCAAAGACAUCGUCGCCCUUCUCCUCCUCAAUCCCACAUCCACCCAAACCACUACCAUACGCUCCGCUCUCCACAGUUCCCUCCCAGAGGUCCCGGCUCCCACAAACGUGAGCCUCUAAUUCCCGGAGCCAAGCGCUCGUCUGCUAAUUUCAGCAGCGGGCCUUUCAACCCUUCCAAGAGACCAUUUAUGCCCCCUCGAUAUUAGCAUCUAGAUGCUAAAAGAGCAAUGUAAAUACACAUGCAUCGACACCUCCGCAGGUCUUCAGGAGGUUUUCUGAUACCCUGAACUAGCCGGAGGAGAAACCAGAUCGGCUAAUCCAGAAACCUCCUUAUGAAGGAAGCCAGAAGGUGGUUAUUCUUUUCAGUGUGUGUGUGUGUGUGUAGGAGUGUGUGUGUGUGGAUGAGUUGUAAGUAGAUACGCUGGCUAUCUCUUUCCCUUCAGUAACUCUUUCCCCCCCUAUAACACUUACUUCCCAAUGUUUCUGAUGUAAAUACUUGUUUCUAUUGUUGACAGGUUGCGGAGUGCUGUUUCUGUCUGUUAACUCACCUCUGUUACUCUCGAGCGUAGAGCCAGCGGAGUUCAACUUUAUUUCUGAGUGAUUAAAUUAUUGUGGUAGACGUUAACGCUGGGCAACGAUGUUGGCUUGUUGUGAUCUUAAUGCUUCAUAAAGCUAAAAUGCAGCCACUUUAACAGUCUUUAUCAAGAUGUGAAGAUCUUGGCUCACACUGCGUACGAUAUAUACUAAAACAGAAGCUAUACUUAGUAGUUUGCAAGUGCUUAUCAAGAGUUCCUUUGCGUUUUUUCUUUUCUCCUAUUGGGAUACAGUAGAAUUAUUAUUAUUAUUACGUGUAUUCUGAUUAAUAAAGGUAUUGUAACAAGAAA
This is a messenger RNA of Danio aesculapii, 4133 nucleotides long. RefSeq names its product threonine--tRNA ligase 1, cytoplasmic-like. NCBI's taxonomy places the organism in Eukaryota, Metazoa, Chordata, Actinopteri, Cypriniformes, Danionidae. Gene Ontology annotation, cellular component: RNA polymerase II, holoenzyme; cytoplasm. Gene Ontology annotation, molecular function: threonine-tRNA ligase activity; RNA polymerase II C-terminal domain binding; ATP binding. The transcript is spliced from 10 exons. Gene Ontology annotation, biological process: mRNA 3'-end processing; threonyl-tRNA aminoacylation. Bases 12 to 3455 code for a protein of 1147 amino acids. The record is from RefSeq and is a predicted model, not a curated record.